Amphimedon queenslandica is the source of this 684-nucleotide messenger RNA. Its product is annotated as ATP-dependent DNA helicase RecQ-like. Lineage: Eukaryota; Metazoa; Porifera; Demospongiae; Haplosclerida; Niphatidae. The record is from RefSeq and is a predicted model, not a curated record. Gene Ontology annotation, molecular function: 3'-5' DNA helicase activity; nucleic acid binding; ATP binding. Gene Ontology annotation, biological process: double-strand break repair via homologous recombination. The transcript is spliced from 3 exons. Bases 1 to 684 code for a protein of 227 amino acids. Gene Ontology annotation, cellular component: cytoplasm; nucleus; chromosome.
AUGGUGAAGAAGAGCAGAGAUGAGUACGAGUGCAGAGACAAGAAAACGCUGCAAAAGGAAAGCGUAGAGGCUGCUUUGCUGAUUUGUGCCACUUGGCUUAGGUACGAGACUCUCUUAGAGGAGCAGAAGCGCACCGUUGUUUCCUUUGUUGAACAUAAUGAUGCAUUUGUAACUUUUCCAACUGGCUUUGUGGCUCUACUAGUCAGCCCACUAAAUGCUCUCAUGUCUGAUCAAGUACAAUUAUUGAAAUCUAAGGGGAUAUCAGCUGUUUUUUGUGAGUACGGUGACAAGGAAGAACACAAAUCUCUAGUAUCAGGCGUAACAUUUCAAAUUGUUUUUACUCCUGAAAUUCUUUUUGAUAAGAACUGGACAGAAUUUUUUCGUAGUGCAUCAUUGCAUGACAGAUUGGUGGCUUUUAUUGUGGAUGAAGCUCACUGUGUAAAGAAAUGGGGUAAAGAUUUUCGGAAAGAUUAUAGUAAAUUGAGUGGUUUGCAUGGAUUAUUGCCAUCUGGUGUUCAUUUUGUGGCCCUUACAGCCACUGCAUCCAACUUCACUAGAAAUGAAGUAAUUCGUUCACUUGGGAUGACUAAACCUGUCAUGAUUACUAGAUCACGGACAAGCCUAAUCUGUACUACAGUGUUAUGGAACAAACGGAAUCCAUUGAGGAUACUUUCAAGCCUGUAA